Gigantopelta aegis is the source of this 1135-nucleotide messenger RNA. RefSeq lists its product as uncharacterized. NCBI's taxonomy places the organism in Eukaryota, Metazoa, Mollusca, Gastropoda, Neomphalida, Peltospiridae. The record is from RefSeq and is a predicted model, not a curated record. Bases 2 to 1135 code for a protein of 377 amino acids. The transcript has 5 exons.
CAUGGCGCAGGGAUAUCGCUACAAGUUCUGCUUCUUGUUGGUUCUUAUUGCCAUGAUUCAUUCAGCCACUGGUCAGUCCAAGUUAACAGCAUCUGGACGAUAUGGAAUUGUGGGUUCUCCGUUCACAUUCACGUGUAGGACUCGUCCCACUCCUGAGAUUACGUGGUUUGAGAAUAAUACAGAGUACAGGAUGCAUUCCCACGGACGAGUUGAAUGCCACUAUCUUUCGCCUCAUCCGACAGACUACACUUUCAACUGUUCAGACGAAAUCUACUCACUAACAAUCAACUCUGUGAACAUCAGUCAGCACGGAACAGUUUGGAGAUGUGGAGACAUGUUUGGGCCACCAGAGAGUAAUACAGUAGUGCUGGAAGUUCGAGACGGCCCAGGUUCAUCACUUCAUGUGAACACCUCUUCAUCAAUACUUGCUAACGAAAGGGAUGACGUAGUUGUUUCAUGCACAGCAGACUGUUUCCUCCGAUGUGACUACACGUGGACGUUCAAUGACAGGACAACAAGCAACACAAGCAUUCUGUCCAUAUAUAGAAUUGACAUAUCACAGACUGGAGUCUACAUGUGUACCGCUGUCAACCCAGAUAUACGACAAUCGGCAAACACAACAGUUCGGGUGAUCGUCCGGCGUGUGGCCCAUUUGACGACAUCCGGACCAUACGGAAUUGUGGGUUCUCCGUUCACAUUCACGUGUAGGACUCCUCCAACUCUUGAGAUUACGUGGUUUGAGAAUAAUACCGAGUACAUGAUGUAUUCCUAUGGAAGAGGAGAAUGUGAUAUUGAUAUUUUGUCACACAUUCCGAGAAACUACAAUUUCAGCUGUUCACAUGAACUAUUUACCCUAACAAUCAACUCUGUGAACAUCCAACAGCAUAAAACAGCGUCGCGAUGUAGAGAGAUGCGUUAUAGACAAGCGAGAAACACAAUAGUGCUAGAAGUUCGAGAUGGUCCUGGUUCAACAGUACGAGUGAACGCACCCUCUGCAUUAAUUCCCGAAGAAGGAAGUGACGUAGCAGUGUCAUGCGCAGCAGACUGUUUCCUCCGAUGUGACUUCACGUGGACGUUCAACGACAAGACAAUAAGCAACUCAAGCAUUCUCUCUAUAUCCGGAAUUAACAGAUGA